UAGCGUUCUCCAGCCACAGAUUUAGAUUCUGAGGAGAGGGAAUGUUCUGAGCUGAAGAAAUGACAUUAACCAAAAGAGGUUGAGAAACUCCAAAAAUGGAUGGGAGAAACGAAAGGAAGGGACUUCGCCGAAUCAAGAGACCGUGCCGUGGUGUCUGGAUAAGAAGUGGGAGGAGGAUGGCGGGAGCGGACUCAGAUGUUAGUAGGCAGGAAGAGGCGGAAGGAGAGCUCAGUGAAGGAGAACACUGGUAUGGAAACUCCUCAGAGACUCCGUCGGAAGCGUCCUAUGGCGAAGUCCAGGAGAACUAUAAGUUGUCUCUGGAGGACCGGAUCCAGGAGCAGUCCACCUCCCCCGACACCUCCUUGGGAAGUGCCACUCCCAGCAGUCACACGUUGGAGCUGGUGGCUCUGGACAGUGAGGUCCUACGCGACUCACUGCAGUGUCAAGAUCACCUUUCCCCGGGAGUGUCUUCGUUGUGUGAAGAUGACCCCCCAGGUUCCAACAAGCCCCUGCGCAGCAACUUGAGGCGGCUGCUGGAGGCCGGGUCCCUCAAACUCGAUGCCACAGCCACUGCCAACGGCAGGGUGGAGUCCCCUGUAAACGUUGGCUCAAAUCUAUCCUUUUCCCCACCAUCCCACCAUGCCCAGCAGCUCAGUGUUCUGGCCAGGAAGUUGGCUGAGAAGCAGGAACAGAACGACCAAUACACUCCAAGUAACCGUUUUAUAUGGAAUCAAGGUAAGUGGUUGCCGAACUCAACCACCACCUGCAGCUUGUCCCCGGAUUCAGCCAUCCUCAAACUGAAAGCUGCAGCCAAUGCCGUUCUGCAGGACAAAUCUCUCACCAGGACUGAGGAGACCAUGCGAUUUGAGUCCUUUUCCUCCCCCUUUAGCUCCCAGUCUGCCAGUUCGACCUUGGCGGCUUUGUCCAAGAAAGUCAGUGAGAGAAGUUUGACUCCUGGGCAGGAGCACCCGCCCCCGGCCAGCUCUUUCCUUUCCCUGGCUUCUAUGACCUCCUCAGCAGCUCUUCUGAAGGAGGUAGCUGCAAGGGCUGCCGGGAGCCUCCUGGCUGAGAAAUCGUCACUGUUGCCUGAGGAUCCUCUGCCACCACCGCCUUCAGAGAAGAAGCCAGAAAAAGUAACCCCGCCACCUCCACCACCACCUCCACCUCCGCCACCGCCACAGUCCUUGGAAUUAUUGUUACUCCCGGUUCCUAAGGGAAGAGUUUCUAAACCCUCCAAUUCAGCCUCAGAAGAAGAAAGCGGAAAGCCUUUCCAGUGUCCAAUAUGUGGUUUGGUUAUAAAAAGGAAGAGUUACUGGAAGCGGCACAUGGUGAUUCACACAGGUUUAAAAAGUCAUCAGUGUCCGCUCUGUCCAUUCCGGUGUGCUCGCAAGGACAAUCUCAAAUCCCACAUGAAGGUUCAUCAGCACCAGGACCGGGGAGAGACCUUUCAGUGCCAGCUAUGCCCUUUCACUUCCUCACGCCACUUCAGCCUGAAACUGCACAUGCGUUGCCAUCAGCACUUCCUGAGGACAGAAGCCAAGGUGAAGGAGGAGAUCCCAGACCCAGAUGUCAAGGGAUCUCCCCACCUCAGUGACAGUGCCUGCCUGGGGCAGCAGAGGGAAGGAGGAGGGACAGAGCUAGUGGGGACCAUGAUGACGUCUAACACUCCAGAGAGGACUAGCCAGGGUGGGGCUGGCGUCUCGCCUGUGCUGGUGAAGGAGGAACCCAAGGAAGAUAACGGCCUGCCCACCUCCUUUGCCCUGAAUGCUGCUGACAGGCCCGCCAACCACACAAAGCUGAAAGACCCCUCCGAGUAUGUGGCCAACAGUGCGGCAGCAUUGUUCAGCCAGGACAUCUCUGUUAAGAUGGCGUCCGAUUUUCUCAUGAAGCUGUCAGCUGCAAAUCAGAAGGAGCCCAUCAAUCUUAACUUUAAAGUGAAAGAGGAGCCUAAGGACGAGGAGGCCCUAAGCACGACUUUGCCUCGGCCCAGCUACGUGUUCACCCCGGAAUCCGAAGUGUCAGCCCCAAGCAUCUCUGAGGACACACUUAAACCCCAGGAAGGGAAAGGGAAUGUGCUAGGGCGGGAUAUGUCGGUCAAAGCGGCAUCUGAACUGCUCAUGAAACUCUCAGCGGAAAGCUACAAAGAAACUCAGAUGGUGAAGAUCAAAGAGGAACCCAUGGAAGUGGACAUCCAGGACUCCCAUGUCUCCAUAUCACCCAGCCGGAACGUUGGCUACAGCACUUUAAUCGGGCGCGAAAAAACCGAACCGUUACAGAAGAUGCCAGAGGGCAGAGUACCGCCAGAGAGAAACCUCUUCAGCCAGGAUAUCUCCGUGAAGAUGGCUUCCGAGCUUCUCUUCCAACUAUCAGAGAAAGUGAGCAAAGAGCACAAUCAUACAAAAGAAAAUACCAUCCGGACAACCACCAGCCCUUUCUUUUCAGAAGAUACAUUUAGACAAUCACCAUUCACCUCCAAUUCAAAAGAUCUGCUGCCCAGCGAGUCUGUGCUUCACGGAAGGAUAGCGACUCCAGAAACAGAAAGGAUAGUGCUAGAGGCAGGAAAUGGAUUGCCCUCCUGGAAAUUCAAUGACCAGCUUUUCCCCUGUGAUGUGUGUGGGAAAGUCUUUGGCCGACAGCAGACAUUGUCCCGACAUCUCUCGCUGCACACAGACGAAAGAAAAUACAAAUGCCACUUGUGCCCCUAUGCUGCUAAGUGCCGUGCAAAUCUGAACCAGCACCUGACCGUCCAUUCCGUGAAGCUGGUGAGUACAGACACCGAGGACAUCGUCAGCGCCGUCACCUCCGAAGGCAGCGACGGGAAGAAGCACCCGUAUUAUUACAGCUGUCACGUGUGUGGGUUUGAGACUGAGCUCAAUGUCCAGUUUGUCAGCCACAUGUCACUCCACGUGGACAAGGAGCAGUGGAUGUUUUCCAUCUGCUGCACGGCCUGCGACUUUGUCACCAUGGAGGAAGCAGAGAUCAAGACUCACAUAGGCACCAAGCACACAGGGGAAGACAGGAAGACCCCCAGCGAAUCAAAUAGCCCCUCUUCAUCUUCACUAUCAGCUCUGAGUGAUUCAGCCAACAGCAAAGACGAUUCUGAUGGCUCCCAGAAAAACAAGGGUGGGAACAACUUGCUGGUCAUCUCUGUUGUACCUGGGAGUCAGCCCUCAUUGAGCAGUGAAGAAAAGCCAGAGAAAGGGUUCGAAUGCGUUUUUUGCAACUUUGUCUGCAAGACGAAGAACAUGUUUGAGCGCCAUCUGCAGAUACACCUCAUUACCCGGAUGUUUGAGUGUGACGUGUGCCACAAGUUCAUGAAGACCCCUGAACAGCUGCUGGAGCAUAAGAAAUGCCACACUGUCCCCACCGGUGGGCUCAAGUGCCCAUUCUGCAUUUAUUCCACCAACCGCCCCGCCGCCAUGGAGUGCCACCUCAAGACCCACUACAAGAUGGAGUACAAGUGCCGGAUCUGCCAGACGGUGAAGGCCAACCAGCUGGAGCUGGAGACGCACACCCGGGAGCACCGCCUGGGCAACCACUACAAGUGCGACCAGUGCGGCUACCUGUCCAAGACCGCCAACAAGCUCAUCGAGCACGUGCGCGUGCACACCGGGGAGCGGCCCUUCCACUGUGACCAGUGCAGCUACAGCUGCAAGCGCAAGGACAAUCUCAACCUGCACAAGAAGCUGAAGCACGCCCCACGCCAGACCUUCAGCUGCGAAGAGUGCCUGUUCAAGACCACCCACCCCUUCGUCUUCAGCCGCCACGUCAAGAAGCACCAGAGCGGGGACUUCCCCGAGGAGGACAGGAAGGGCCUGUGUCCAGCCCCCAAGGAAGCGGCCGGCCCCCGGGCCCCGCUCCUAGUCGUUGGGAGCUCUCGGAACCUCUUGUCUCCGCUGUCGGUCAUGUCGGCCUCGCAGGCUCUGCAGACCGUGGCGCUGUCGGCCGCGCACGGCAGCUGCUCGGAGCCUAACCUGGCACUCAAGGCUCUGGCCUUCAACGGCUCCCCUUUGCGCUUUGACAAGUACCGGAACUCGGAUUUUGCCCAUCUCAUUCCCUUGACAAUGUUGUACCCCAAGAACCACUUGGAGCUCACAUUCCACCCUCCCCGACCUCAGACUGCGCCUCCCAGCAUCCCUUCACCCAAACACUCCUUCCUCGCCUAUCUGGGACUAAGAGAAAGAGCAGGGACUGUCUGAGGGCAGCCCUGUUCUGUACCAAAAACAAAGAGACUGAGAAAAAAAAAAAAACACAAAACUUAAAUACAACCCCAGCAGGUAUAUGUUGCUGCAAAACCUACAGACCCCGCGGGUCUGGACCACGUGUACUGUAUAUCUUAGUAAGGAUAGAGGGUUGGCUCUGUGUGUAUACCUAUCGCAUUGACCUGAAAGCUGCUUUAUCCAAUCUUCAGAGAGGUGACCUACUGCAUACUUCUACCUUCAGAGGCAUGCCUCCCCAGCCACCCACCACACUCGCAGCCCCUUCUCCGUACUUUCCUCCGAAAGGAAUUUUGUCUUGUUCAACCCUAAAGAGAGUGUCCUUAAUAGCAAUCAGCACUUGUAAGCUUCGAUACUGGUGCAUUUGGUUUUCUGUUGGGUGAAUGGGGUGUGUGGGUGAUUGCGGGUUCUGAAAGAGAAAGCUGUGUGUCGUGGGCCAUGGCAUGUCCAUUGCAUGUUCUGUGUCCUGGCUUCUUUAACAGCGAUGGACAUGCUUUUCCCUCCUGGGUUGUUCGUCCACUACAGUCUCUCCCUGAGCACCUUCAUCUUCCCUCUUUAUUUUACGGCUACAGAGUGGUAGGGCCUGGUGCUCAGUCAAGGAAGGAAUGGUAGAUGUCUACAGUGCUGCUGGAGAUUUCCGACGGAGUGCCGGAGACCUUGCACAGAGAUCUCUGGUCGUGAGGAUGCGAGGACUCGAGUGACAGGUCUGGAAGAAAUAUCUUGCAGCACUGCAGUUAACAUCACAAAACCCAAGCGAGUUUUGUGUGAGUGUGUGUGUGCCCAUACGUAGACAAUGUGUAUGGGGCAUAUGCACAGUGCAUCAUUUUUUAA
Molecule: messenger RNA, 5048 nt
Organism: Tupaia belangeri chinensis (Chinese tree shrew)
Lineage: Eukaryota; Metazoa; Chordata; Mammalia; Scandentia; Tupaiidae
Gene: ZNF827
Product: zinc finger protein 827
Exons: 14
Coding region: 96-4199 (1367 amino acids)
Biological process (GO): positive regulation of transcription by RNA polymerase II
Cellular component (GO): nucleus
Source: RefSeq, a predicted model, not a curated record